Molecule: messenger RNA, 9094 nt
Organism: Salvelinus fontinalis (brook trout)
Lineage: Eukaryota; Metazoa; Chordata; Actinopteri; Salmoniformes; Salmonidae
Product: protein scribble homolog
Exons: 46
Coding region: 1125-6953 (1942 amino acids)
Biological process (GO): neurotransmitter receptor transport postsynaptic membrane to endosome; neurotransmitter receptor transport, endosome to postsynaptic membrane
Cellular component (GO): adherens junction; postsynaptic membrane; postsynaptic density
Molecular function (GO): protein binding
Source: RefSeq, a predicted model, not a curated record
CUGGGCGGAGCUGGAAGGUUGUGGUUAGCACUCCCCACCACAUUUUUACAACAGCACCACACACCCGGCCGGAGAGUGAGGAAACUCCCCAGCGGAGUAUUUAACUACAGAGGUUUCCUUCAGGCCGGUAUUUGGUCAAAUAGCGUAUGUUUGUUCGCUAAAUGAAGACUGAGACAAAAGCCCGAAGACCCACACAGGUUGCCCGCAUCCCCCCAGACUCCUGCGUGGCCCUCCAGACGAGCGCAGCUUGCCACAAAGCGGCGGUACCUCCGGUUUAGUGAACAUAAUCCUGUUGCUGAUAUUGUGGGUUCAACAUUUGUUGGUUUAAACGCUUCAUAUGACUUCUGGUUAUUAUUUUCAGUGCAAAUAGUUAUUGAAUGACUGCCAAUUGUCGGUUUUGAAUUCCUAAGGUCGUUAUAUUGCAGUUUGUUUCCGUAGCCUAAAGAGGCACGAGAGAUCACAAAGGUGGCUAAUGUUAGCGACUAGCUCGCGACACAAACGAGUUCCAUCUCCAUACGUAACUUCGAAAGGUCGUUCGGUGUGCUUACACGGGACUAUUCGCAUCAAGCAGCAGAACACACAUUUGUAACGGGGAGCCAAAUACUAUUUGCCUAGUUAGUUGGCUAUCUUGCUGGAACGGCCAGCUUCCUUGUAUCACAUAACAAAUGGGCUAGUGUUAGCUAACGCUGACUGAGCUGCAUUUAAUAUUGUCGCACAAGUAAGGAAAUGAAGACGUUCAUUUAAUUUAGUAGUUUUUUUAGAUUAUCAAUAUGAUGGCAUUUUAAUGAGAAUCGACUUUAAGCUAACAAUCAAGGAAGAUAACUUUAGCUAUUAUAUUUGUAUGUAUCAAUCACAUUUUAGUUUGAUUUGAGUCGCUGAGAGCCAACGAAAAGGACUGGAGUUGGGAUAUCAAUUGACGAUCGGAAUUAAUUCUGUCCCUGGUUUUAACCGGAUUUUUUAGCCUCUUUGGAUCGACGUGGGAGCAGCGGGAUUUCGACGUCCACUCUUAUCUGUCACUGUCGAUAUUUUUUCCUCUCCCUCCUCCCCCACAACCGUUCCCCGUUUCUUUCUCCGAUGCGGAUUGUUGAGUAGCACCGGCAACCAAAUCAAUACGGCAGCCGGACAUGCUGAAGUGUAUCCCUUUGUGGCGCUGUAACCGCCACGUCGAGUCGGUGGACAAGCGACAUUGCAAUUUGCAAAAUGUCCCCGACGAGAUAUUCCGCUACAGCCGCAGUCUGGAAGAGCUUCUCCUCGACGCCAACCAACUCAGAGAUUUACCCAAGCCUUUCUUUAGACUUCUGAACCUGCGGAAGCUGGGCCUGAGUGACAAUGAGAUCCAGAGGCUCCCUCCUGAGGUGGCCAACUUCAUGCAGCUGGUGGAGCUCGACAUCUCCAGAAACGACAUUCCUGAGAUCCCCGAGAGCAUUAAGUUCUGCAAGGCGUUGGAGAUUGCAGACUUCAGUGGAAACCCCCUCUCCAGGUUGCCUGAUGGUUUCACUCAGCUGCGAGGGCUCGCCCACCUGGCCCUCAACGACGUGUCACUGCAGACACUGCCCAACGACAUAGGAAACCUGGCCAACCUGGUGACGCUGGAGCUCAGGGAGAACCUGCUCAAGUCCCUGCCCACGUCGCUCUCUUUCCUGGUGAAACUGGAACAGCUGGACCUGGGCAGCAAUGAACUGGAAGUAUUGCCAGACACACUUGGUGCUCUCCCUAAGCUACGGGAGCUGUGGUUGGACCGUAACCAGCUCUCCUCAUUGCCACCAGAGCUGGGGAACCUGCGGAGGCUGGUGUGUCUGGACAUGUCAGAGAACCGCCUGGAGGAGUUGCCCUCGGAGCUGAGCGGCCUGCUGGCCCUCACUGACCUGCUGCUCACACAAAACCUCCUGGAGGUGGUCCCUGACAGCAUAGGCUCUCUGAAGCAGCUGUCCAUCUUGAAAGUGGACCAGAACCGACUGACCCACCUGAGCGACUCCAUAGGAGAGUGUGAGAACCUGACGGAGCUCGUGCUGACCGAGAACCUCUUACAGACUCUGCCUCGCUCGCUGGGCAAGCUGAAGAAGCUGACCAACCUGAAUGCGGACCGCAACCGGCUGGGCAGCGUGCCCGAUGAGCUGGGCGGCUGCGCCAGCCUCAACGUGCUCUCCCUCAGGGACAACCGUGUGGCCAAGCUGCCUGCUCAACUGGCCGACGCCACCGAGCUCCACGUGCUAGACGUGGCAGGGAACAGGUUACAGAACCUCCCGUUUGCCCUGGCCAACCUCAACCUGAAGGCCAUGUGGCUGGCAGAGAACCAGUCCCAGCCCAUGCUCAAGUUCCAGACGGAGGAUGAGGAGAACACCGGGGAGAAGGUGCUCACCUGCUACCUGCUACCCCAGCAGCCUUCCUCUAGCCUGGAGAACUUGCUCCAGAACAGUGUGGACGACAGCUGGACAGACAGCAAUCUGAACCGCGUGUCAGUCAUCCAGUUCCAGGAGGAGACCACCAAGCAGGAGGCGGAGGACGACGAGGCGGCCGCGGAGCGCAGGGGUCUCCAGCGGCGGGCGACACCACACCACAGUGAGCUGAAAGUGAUGAAGAAAGGGAUUGAGGAGAGGAGGAAUGAGGCCUACACUUCCAGAGCUGAUGGAGAGACGGAGUCCCCUGGUGCUGAGGAGAAGCGGCUGAGCGAUCUGUCCAAUCAGAGCCACGACUCUGCGGCGUCCAACAGCACGGCCUCGGCCAACUCCCACGAAGAGAGGCGGGGCCUGAUGACCACAGACCUGGUGGGUGGGCGUGGGCCCCAGGAGGAGGAGGAGCUAGAUGAGAUGGAGGUGGAGUACGUAGAGCCCACGGUGCACUUUGCAGAGGAGCCUGUGUACCGGGGUGGGGACGAGAAUGGUGGCGAUGAGGAGGGCGAGGAUGGGGUCCCACACAGCUCCGAAGAGGAACAACAGAGGCCCCAGUUCCCCACGGAGAAGCAGCGUCUGAUCAGGAAGGACACGCCGCACUACAAGAAGAACUUCAAGAUCACCAAGCUGCCAAAACCCGAGGCGGUGGCCGCGUUACUGCAGGGCUUCAGCCCCGACGCUCACCUGGCCCAACACCCCGCCUCGCACCACACUGCCCCGGAGGAGGAGGAGGAGGAGGAGGAGGAAGGGGAGGAGUGUAUGGUAACUCCACAGCGCCACAACAGGAUAGAAGAGCCAGAGCUGGAGGAUAGGAGUCUGCUUCAUGCCAACUCCUCCCUGCAGCCGGUCAAGGGGGUGUCAUUUGAUCAAGUCAAUAAUCUGCUGAUUGAGCCUGCUCGAAUUGAGGAGGAAGAGCACAACCUGACCAUUCUACGGCAAACUGGGGGUCUGGGCAUCAGCAUAGCCGGAGGAAAGGGAUCCACACCCUACAAGGGGGAUGAUGAGGGCAUCUUCAUCUCCAGGGUGUCUGAGGACGGACCUGCGGCCAGGGCUGGGGUCAAAGUGGGAGACAAACUCCUCGAGGUGAACGGCGUGGCCCUCCAGGGGGCGGAGCACCACACGGCGGUAGAAGCCCUGCGCAGCUCGGGCACCGCCGUCUCCAUGAGCGUCAUCCGGGAGCACAUGGUGGAGCCGGAGAACGCCAUCACCACCACGCCGCUGAGGCCCGAGGACGACUACUUCCCCCGGGAGAGACGGGCCAGCGGGCUGCCCUUCUGCAUGGAGGCCAGCUCCCCCGCAGGCCCCCGACACAGGCGGUCUGCCUGCCUGGUCCGCAACGACAAGGGCCUGGGCUUCAGCAUCGCCGGGGGCAAGGGUUCCACAGCUUACCGCACGGGGGACUUGGGGAUCUACAUCUCCCGAAUCGCAGAGGGAGGGGCGGCCCACCGAGACAGCACGCUCCGCGUCGGGGACAGGGUCAUCACCAUCAAUGGUGUAGACAUGACAGAGGCCAGGCAUGACCAGGCAGUAGCGCUGCUUACCGGCACCUCCCCCACCAUCGCCCUCCUGGUGGAGCGCGACCAGGCCGAGCCGGGCACCGCAGGGGGCUCCCCGGGCCUGUCCCGUGCCCGCGCCCACUCCCCCCCGCCCCCAGAGACCUCCGACUCGCCUGAUCAGGAGGAGGGCAACGACGACUCGCCCCACGGGACCCACCUGAGCCGGCCGCUGCAGGACGAGUACCCCAUCGAGGAAGUGAUGUUGGUGAAGGCGGGCGGCCCUCUGGGACUGAGCAUCGUGGGAGGCAGCGACCAUGCCAGUCAUCCGUUCGGCAUCAGCGAGCCUGGUGUCUUCAUCUCGAAGGUGAUCCUGCAUGGCUUGGCGUGUCAGAGUGGGCUGCGGGUCGGGGACAGGAUACUGGAGGUGAACACCAUCGACCUGCGCCACGCCACCCACCAGGAGGCUGUUAAAGCCUUGCUCUCCAACAAACAGGAGAUCCGCAUGCUGGUGCGCAGAGACCCCUCACCGCCGGGGAUGCAGGAGAUAGUGAUCCAGAAGCAGACUGGAGAGAAGCUGGGCAUCAGCAUACGUGGCGGUGCCAAAGGCCACGCUGGCAACCCUUUCGACGCCACCGAUGAGGGCAUCUUCAUAUCCAAGGUGAGCUCCAGUGGUGCAGCGGCCAGAGACGGCCGUCUGCUGGUGGGCAUGCGGAUCCUGGAGGUGAGCAACCACAGCCUGCUGGGCAUGACCCACACGGAGGCCGUGCGCGUUCUCCGCGCCGUGGGAGACACACUGUUCAUGCUGGUGUGUGACGGCUUCGACCCAGGCAACGCUGCCGCCAUAGAGGCGUCGCCGGGCAUCAUUGCCAACCCCUUUGCGGCGGGCAUCGUGCGUAAGAACAGCAUGGAGAGCAUCUCCUCUAUAGACCGAGACCUGAGUCCUGAGGAGAUAGACAUCCUACAGAAGGAGGUGGAGGUAGCGCGAGAGACGUCCCAGUGGGAGAGAGAAGAGGUGGAGCGCAUGCGCUUGGAGCGUGAGGAGGCUACUCGCCUGCUAGAAGAGGAGACAGAGAACCUUGGCACUGGACCUCUGAAUCUGGACUACCGGACGCUGGCCGCAUUGCCCACCACCGCUCUGCAGAAGGUCAACAGGGCAUCCUCCACUGAGCCCCACAGGACAGACAGUCCCAUUAGAGAUGCCCCCUACUCACCUAGCACACAACCGCCCAGUGCUCAUUCCUCCACCAGCUCCCUGUGUGCAGGCAGGGAGACCCGUUUCGCAAGCAUUCAUUUCCCCCCCACUGCACUGCCUGCCAAGAAUAACUCGCCAUUGAGUCCCUAUGAGACGAGGCCGGGUUCCAUCCAGCCACUCUCCCGUGGUGGCGGGCGGCCAAGCACCUCGCCAGGCACUCCGGACGGGCACAGCAGAGACGGGCACAGCAGUCCCAACCCCUUCCAGCAUGGCCCCUCCCCCAUCAACUCCCAGACCUCUCUGCAGCUUCGUGCCCCCUCCCCUGACACGAUCGAUGAGUUCUCCCUGAACCCCAAGCAGGCAUACAAGGCGUUUGCCGCCGUGCCUCACUCGCUGGCCAUGCUGGAGCCGCCGCUGCAGGACCUGUAUGGCCAGAGGAACAACGUCCACUCCAACCUGCCUUCUCCUUCUCCAGAGCCUGAGCUGAACAACGAGGUGUUUGAGGAUAAGGUAGAGGGGGACGGAGGACUAGGUGCAGGUCUUGCAGCCCCCGUCUCUCCCCGACCCUCCCUCUCCUCUGACCGUCGGGACUAUAUGAGUCUGGCAGCAGUGCCACGCCUCUCCAGAGCCUCAAUGGACAUGGUUGUAAAGACUCCAUCUCCUGGGGGCAGAGACAGCCCAGAGCAGCGCUCCUUCAGGGACAGACAGAAGUACUUUGAGAUCGACAUGAAGCAGCAGACGCCUGACAGCAAGCCCAAAGGCCGCGUGUCCCUGGUGGGAGCAGAUGACCUGAAGAAGAUGAGGGAGGAGGAAGAGAGGAGAUUCGAGCAGCGGGCGCGGGAGUACCUGAUGGAUGACGAUGAUGAGGAGGAGGACGACCUGGUGAAGCAGAUGGGAGUGUUGAAGGCCACGGGCAAGGUGUUGCUGGACGGGGUGGAGUACAAGGUGGAGCCUGUGGCCACGCCCCCCAGGCACUAUAACACGCCCCCCAGCUACAGUGCCACGCCCCCUAGCUACUGUGGCAGCUCAGGGCCCUCGUCAGUGGAUGGUAAAGGAGACUCCCAGAGGAAUUCCUUAGAGGAGAGCUUCAGGUUAGAUCAGCAGCGGCCCAACUCCAUGACUGGUCUGAUCCCAGUGUACCCUGGAGAGUCGGGGGCUCCCAUCCGGACGGCCAAGGCAGAGCGGAGGCAACAGGAGCGGCUGAGGAUGCAGAGUCCAGAGCUGGCCCCGGCCGGAGACAAGGACCUGUCCCCCGCCGAGAAACGGGCUCUGGAGGCCGAGAAGAGAGCCAUGUGGAGGGCAGCAAGGCCCUAUGGCCUAGAGGAGGAUGUUAGGCAGUAUGAGCAGGACCUGGCUAAGAGGCUCUACCAGUCGCGAGUGAGGGCGUCUCAGGGCACCGUGCCGCCCCCUCAGCCCCAAAACGCUGCCGCUUCCUCCGCUGCCUCCCAGCUCAGGAUGAAGUCUCUGGAGCAGGAUGCUCUGAAGGCUCAGAUGGUCAUCGCUAAGUCUCGGGAGGGAAAGAAGCGUGGCACACUAGACCAGCUGGCCGAGUCACCCUCGCCCGCCCCCACGCCAUCCCCCACCCCUCUGGAAGAUUUCAGUCCCAGAGGAGUGACGUCACCAGGCAGACUGUCCCUGUCGGAAAAGAAGUUUGACUACCGACAGUUUGCUGCCAUUCCUUCUUCCAAACCCGUAUACGACAUCCAGUCCCCUGACAUGGUCGACGACUUUCAGUUCAUUGACGACGGCUCCAGUAACCCCGUGCCCGCUGAGGUGCCCACUGCCACCUCAACGCUGGAGGAGAUGGCCCUCUACAGAAACAAGCGCAAGCUGAGGCAGGGCCGCCGCAGCCUGGAGACCGCCGUGCCCACAUAACACCUCACACACACCUACCGCAGGAGACUCGGGUGUGAUACACACACACACACACACACACAGAGGUGGCGCUGGGUCACUAUACACUACACACACACACACACACACACACACACACACACACACACACACACACACACACACACACAAGUUUGGGAGAUGCGUCCCAUGUAACCACUGCAGAGACUAUGAUGCUGAUAAUCAACAAACACACAUACCAUGUCAUGUCCUGCGUGCCAGUCUUGCCUUGACAGUCUGAGGAUGAGUUGGCAUGAACACAAGGCCCAACGUUCCCGAUACCAGGGAGGAGGAGGGCCUGUGAGGCUAGCAUUACUUUUCAGUUUUCCUUUUUAUUUGGGUUAUUUUUCUUCAGUUUGCGUUUUAGAAGCUGAAUUAUAUUAACAGGCGACUUAUGUUUUUAUUUUUGCGCCUCUGGUUUUUUGCAGUUUUAAAAUAAAAAUGUGUUCUGGAAGAGCAAUGGGGGGGGGGGGAAAUGAAAUGUGUACCUGUAAUACUAACUUUUCAGAUGCUAUUUUGGAGGUUUUCAGUGAAUAGAUUGUGAAAUGUCAGGGUUUUUAGCGGGCUUUAGGGAAGGGGAGUGUAUAUAUUGUAGGAGGUGGGAACAUACUGCUACCUUCACUGCCACGUGUGCAAUGCAUUUUAAACACUACGUACAUAUCUCGAUUGCACUGCCGCACUGCUUAGAAAACAUUUUAAUCUUUUUAAAUAAUUUAUUUUGCUUGUGUUUUAUUACUCUAAUCUAAACCCUCCCCUGUAAUACAUUGUUGUUAAUCCCUGUACAACCAAACAAUGGUGCGGUGCAUAGCUUUUUAUUUAUCCCUAAUGACAUCAAAGCAUAUGAUAUCAUAUUCAUAUUAUUCAUAAUAAUCUUAUGAGGCAACCGCCAUUCUUUUUUCCACUUUUUUUUUUUUCAUCCUCAACUCGCUUUUUUGGGGGGGACAAUGAAUACAUUUGUUUUCACUUUGUUGCUGCACCGGCCUAAACCAGGUUCUGACUGAUGAAACGUCCCUAAUGUAGCAUGGUACAUGUACAGGCUGUCACAUACUCUUGUAGGGAAACUGAUCUCAGUACAGUUUGUGAUAUCAGUGGACCAGAGUAAAGGAGCUCCAACUGUCCUAGACCAGGUUUAUGAGAGUUUGUCAGAAUCCCAUUCUAGAGAAUGUAACUACACUGGAGAGACCAGCAGACAUGCAUAUAUUGACAGAAAUCUGAUGAGCCUCUAGUCCUAAUUCAAAAUGGCUGUCAAUUUGUGAACAUAAACUCAGUUUCAGCUUCAUCUCCAUUGACAUUAUACGGUACUUUCCCAGCCCUUUUUGGGAACAUAAUUUGUCAAUGUGAAUCUCACUCAUAUCUUUCAUAUCUGGAUGGUAUUCCAGAUUUGGCAGGUGAAGGUAGCAGGUGUUUGCUUAUUUUUGUAUCUGUCUUUGGUUAAUUUAAAUCUGACGCCACUGAAAAUCCUUUAUCAUUGUGUGAAUAAUGUACAAAAUACUAAAAGGAAAGCAAAACUUAACGGUCGGAACUGAGCCAGUCUACUAAGCCACGACCAAGCAAGUGUCUGGACUGGGGAGCUCUCUCUCUCUCUUGCUCGCUCUCUCACUCUUGCUCUCUUUCUCUCGCUCUCUCUGCAUGUAUAUUGGCUUUACUGUGAGAACCUGUAGAGGCAGAAAACAUUUUGUUAAUCCCUCUUGAAAUCUCAUUCGACCAUCAUUCUCAAUCUGUCUUUCCUCUGCUUUACCUGCUGCUGUCAGUGGAUGUUAUCUGAUUGCAGCAUUGUUGGAGAAGUGCAUUUUAAUCAUAGCUUUCUGUGUAGCUCUCCCUGACUGAAAUUCAGUUAGGUUGAUAACAUUUGCAAUUGGCUGAUUUUCUUAGUAGGUAAAACUUUCCAGACAAUGGGAUUCACUACAUUUUUAAGGCAGAACUGUUUGAUCUUUUUUUGGUUACUCUCUUCUUGAAUUCUCUUGGGGCUGUUGUUUUUCCAAAUGGGUCAGAGGAGAAGGGCAGAAGUGCUGGGGUCAAGAGUUAGAGCUCAUCCAAGACUGUAACUAGUGAAUUUGUACAACCAAAGAAGUCUAUUUUGUCGUUCAGGAACAAUAAAAUUUACUUUUCAUUUAACAAGCUGA